Molecule: messenger RNA, 1726 nt
Organism: Dacryopinax primogenitus
Lineage: Eukaryota; Fungi; Basidiomycota; Dacrymycetes; Dacrymycetales; Dacrymycetaceae
Product: chaperonin-containing T-complex zeta subunit Cct6
Exons: 5
Coding region: 1-1668 (555 amino acids)
Biological process (GO): protein folding
Cellular component (GO): chaperonin-containing T-complex
Molecular function (GO): ATP-dependent protein folding chaperone; ATP binding; ATP hydrolysis activity
Source: RefSeq, a predicted model, not a curated record
AUGGCUUCUAUUGAGACUCUCAACCCGAAAGCUGAGAGUGUACGACGUGCUGCCGCGCUGCAGGUUAACACUACCGGCGCGGUGGGGCUCGCAAAUGUCGUCAAAGGCAACCUCGGCCCUCGGGGUACAAUCAAGAUGCUCGUCGACGGAUCAGGAAACAUCAAAAUGACCAAAGACGGCAAAGUCCUGCUCUCGGAGAUGCAGAUCCAAAACCCAACCGCAGCGAUGAUCGCACGCACAGCUGUGGCACAAGACGACCAAGUAGGCGACGGGACAACCUCGGUCGUCCUCUUAGUAGGGGAGCUUCUGAAGCAGUCGGACCGGUAUACCUCCGAGGGUGUACAUCCGACUGUGAUUGCAGAAGGGUACGAUAUCGCCAAAAAGGGGGCGUUGGAGUUCCUCGACAGCUACCGCGUAAAGCGCGAACUGGACCGCGCUACCCUCAUCUCCGUUGCCCACACUUCCCUGUCCACCAAGCUCCACCCCAAGCUCGCGCAACAGCUCGCAGCCGACGUAGUAGACGCCGUGCUCUGCAUCCGCCCUCCCCCCCCUCCCGCUGAUGCAAAAGGCGUCGACGCGAUCCGGGAGCCUGUCGACCUGCACAUGGUUGAGAUUAUGAAGAUGCAGCAUCGGACUGACUCUGACACGGAGCUAAUCCGCGGCUUGGUACUGGAUCAUGGUGCAAGGCACCCAGACAUGCCGAAGCGCGUCGAGAACGCGUUCAUCCUCACGCUUAACGUCUCGCUCGAGUAUGAGAAGACGGAGGUCAACUCUGGGUUCUUCUACUCCUCUGCUGAGCAGCGCGAGAAACUCGUCGAGUCCGAGCGCCGGUUCGUCGACGCCAAGCUGAAGAAGAUCGUCGAGCUCAAAAACCUCGUAUGCGACCAAGCCGUAGACGAAAAGGGGAAGAAAGGCAAGCCAAAGGGCUUCGUCGUCAUCAACCAAAAAGGAAUCGACCCGCUCUCACUCGACAUCCUAGCAAAGAACGGGAUCCUAGCGCUGCGCCGUGCCAAGCGGAGAAAUAUGGAACGUCUCCAGUUUAUCUGCGGCGGAGUGGCACAGAACUCGGUGGACGACCUUUCCCCGACUGACCUUGGCUGGGCUGGGCUGGUAUACGAGCACACGCUGGGCGAGGAGAAGUACACUUUUGUCACGGACGUCCAGGACCCGAAGAGCGUUACGCUCCUCAUCAAGGGCCCCAACGCGUAUACUACCCAGCAGAUCCAGGACGCGCUCCGCGACGGGCUGAGAAGCGUAAAGAACGCAUUGGAGGACGAGUCGCUCAUCCCUGGCGCAGGAGCGUUCGAGAUCGCCUGUGCGGCGCACGUAGCUGGUAAGGUCAAGAGGGAAGCGAAGGGGAGGGCCAAAUGGGGCGUGCAGGCGUUUGCGGACGCGUUGCUGAUCAUACCUAAGACGCUGGCGGCGAAUGGAGGGUUUGACGUGCAGGAUACGAUUGUCGCUCUUCAGGAAGAACAAGCGGAGGGUCAUGUGGUCGGUAUCGACCUGCAGUCUGGCGAGCCAGUAGACCCAACAGUCCACGGGAUAUGGGACAACUACCGCGUCAAGCGGCAGAUGAUCCAGUCCGCUUCUGUUAUUGCGAUCAACCUGCUGAACACGGAUGAGAUCCUUCGCGCGGGGAGGUCGUCCCUCAAGCCUGAGGGCCAAUGAGCGCUGUUAGGGCAGGGGGAGUAGAAGUAGGAGUACAGUCGUCAUUAAUGUCAUGGGA